This is a messenger RNA of Charadrius vociferus (killdeer), 1476 nucleotides long. Its product is annotated as proto-oncogene vav-like. Lineage: Eukaryota; Metazoa; Chordata; Aves; Charadriiformes; Charadriidae. Gene Ontology annotation, biological process: cell migration; regulation of GTPase activity. The record is from RefSeq and is a predicted model, not a curated record. The annotation marks the transcript as partial. Gene Ontology annotation, cellular component: cytoplasm. Gene Ontology annotation, molecular function: guanyl-nucleotide exchange factor activity; protein binding. The transcript is spliced from 14 exons.
GAGCUGGUGAAGCUGACCCCGGAACCAACCGAGAGGGAGAGGCUGCGGGUGGCCCUGGACCCACAGUCCCUGGCGCAGUUCGGGCGCCCCAAAAUCGACGGAGAGCUGAAGGUCUCCAGCACCGAGAGGCGCUCCAAGGUGGACAGGUAUGGCUUCCUCCUGGACAAGGCCCUGAUCAUCUGCAAGCGCCGUGGGGACUCCUACGAGACCAAAGAUGUCGUGGACCUGCAGAGCCACCAACUGCGAGACGGUGGCCUUGGCCCCCGCGAUGGCAAGAAGUGGACCCACACCUUUCUGCUCAUCGACACGGCCGGCCUUCAGGGCUAUGAGCUCUUCUUCAAGACCCGUGAGCUGAAGAAGAAGUGGUUGGAGCAGUUCGAGAUGGCCCUCUCCAACAUCUUCCCCGAGCACGCCCUGGCCGACGGCCAUGAAUUCCAGAUGUUCUCCUUUGAGGACACCACGUCCUGCAAGGCCUGCCAGAUGUUGCUGAGGGGCACGUUCUACCAGGGGUAUCGCUGCAGCCGGUGCCGGGCCCCUGCGCACAAGGAAUGUCUGGGGCGACUGGGGACCUGCGGCAAGGGCGGCGCUGGUGAGAGGCAUCAUGGGAUAGGUGGAGAGUGGGGCGUUGUUGGAUACAAGAUGGCCGACAAGGACAGGGGUGUUGUGGGACACAAGAUGGCCAACAUGGGCAAGGGCAUUGUGGGAUACAAGAUGGUUGGCAUGGAGCAGGGCAUUGUGGGACACAAGAUGGCCAACAUGGGCAAGGGCAUUGUGGGAUACAAGAUGGUUGACGUGGACAAAGCAUUAUUCCGGCUCUGGCACGAGGAAGGUAACAGCGAAAGUGGUCAAAAUGGGCUGAAAGACCCCAAAUUUGGGAGCGGGGAGGUCCCGAACAAAUCGCAGAGGCCCGGCCCUGAGAAGAAGCGGGGAGACCUGGGGUUGCCCAAGAUGGAGGCCCAUCAGCCCUACAACGGGGUCCCACCGCCGCCGGGGGCCGUGGGUCCUGCCCUCCGCCUCGGCCCCGGGGACGUCGUGGAGGUGACAGUGGCGGAGGCUGAGCAGCUCUGGUGGUACCGCGGGGAGGUGAAGCACAUCAAGGUGAUGACGGCGGAUGGGCUCUACCGCGUCACCGAGAAGAAGGUGUUCAAGGGGCUGGUGGAGUUGGUGGAGUUCUACCAGCGCAGCUCGCUGAAGGAUUGCUUCAAAGCCCUUGACACGGCGCUUGUGGUGCCCUUCAAGGAACCCGAGAGCCGGGCUGGACCCCGGCCACCAGGAGCCGUGCGCAGCUUUGGUUCGGCCAAAGCCCGUUACGACUUCUGCGCCCGGGACCGGACGGAGUUAACCUUGCGGGAGGGUGACGUCAUCCGUGUCCUCAGCAAGAAGGGCCACCCAGGCUGGUGGAAAGGAGAGAUCUACGGGCGGGUUGGAUGGUUCCCCGCAAACUACGUGGAGGAGGAUUACUCAGAGUAUUGCUGA